AUGGAAGAGAGCUGCAAAUAUUUUGCUUCUAUUGUUCUGCUGUUGGUAGAUGUGCAUGGAACCUGGGUACGAAAUUCCUGGGUACCAACCUGCCUAUGGCAACCUAGAAUUCUCCAGGGCAGGCUCGCAAAAUCUUCACCUACUCUCUGGGACAGUACUUUGCAAGAACAGAAGGGGGAAUUACGAAAGCGUCUAUCGUACACUACCCAUAAGCUGGAAAUGCUUGAAACGGAGUUUGAUUCUACACGUCAGUAUCUUGAAAUAGAAUUAAGGCGUGCUCAGGAGGAACUUGAAAAAGUAACAGAAAAACUGAGAAGGAUACAAAACAAUUAUCUAGCCUUACAAAGAAUUAAUCAGGAUCUGGAGGAUAAACUUUACAGAAUGGGUCAGCAUUACGAAGAGGAAAAACGGGCUUUGAGCCAUGAAAUAAUUGCAUUAAAUAACCACUUAAUAGAGGCCAAGGUGACAAUAGAUAAGUUGUCAGAAGACAAUGAGCUCUAUAGGAAGGACUGCAACUUAGCUGCUCAGUUGCUCCAGUGCAGCAAGAAUUACGACAGAGCACAUAAGCUUUCUGAGUUGCCAUCUGACUUUCAGGAAAGAGUCAUACUGGAAAAACCAGAUCCAAACAGCUUGUCUUCACACUUGUCAAGCCCAUCUACAAGGGAUCUCAAUUUUCAGGACUCUACUGGAAAACUUGGACAAAGGCCUCAGUACAAGUCAGACAUCUACUGCAGUGACACCGCUCUUUACUGCCCUGAGGAGAGGAGAAGGGAGAGGAGGCAGAGUGUGGACACGCAAGUGAAAGACGUGGGGUUCCUGAGGUCUCAGAACUCCACAGACAGCACUGUCGAAGAAGACGGUUUCCAUUCCAGCUUCUCUCACGAAGCUUUCCCAGAGUACAUUACCUCUCUGCCGACCUCCAGCUCCUAUUCCAGCUUCAGUGUCACAUCCGAGGAGAAGGAGAACGCCCAAGCCAAUACUCUGACAGCCUCUCAGCAAGCGAUCUACAUGAGCAACAGAGAUGAACUGUUUGAAAGAAAGUCACCCGCAGGUUACGAACAUCAGGGAAGUCCUAGGUUUGCCAAGUCCAAACCUGGGCAGCACAUGGAUCUUGCCGAUGACAAUGAAAACUCACCCACUUUUACUAGGACUCUGCCUUCGUAUGCAAACGAACCUUUUCAUUUCUCAGCCAUAACACCACAGCAGGCUUUAGCAAACCAGAAAAUGAGGAACGAGUGCAGGAGCACCCACCUUUCAGAAGAAGACUUGCCUGGGAGAUGGAGGCAACUGAGUGUGGAGGACAUUGGUGCAUACUCUUAUAGGAACACUGACAGGCUGUCACCCUGUAGUUUUUCAGAGCAGUACUACAGCAGCCCCAUUAAGAAGGGAGACAGUCGAACAAGCCCUAUCUAUGCUAGUUACAAAGCUGAUAGCUGCUCAGAGGGAGACGACAUCUGCCAAAGUAGACUUGUGGAUUCUUGCUUCCUGAGAACAGACAGUGGCCUGAAUAUUGACAUCAGCACUAGCUGUAAACAGGAAAAAUUGCCCACUUACAAAACAAAAGAAUCAAGAGACCAAAAAAAUGAAAGGAUCACCGUCCAGUUAUGCAGUAGCAAAGCCAUGGAAAAUAGCCCGGUAUUGAAGAGAGAGUACGUGGACGUGAGCCCCAACAGCUCCGCAGAGUCCCUCAAUCACAGUUCAGUGGAGGCUUCAGAAAUCCACCAGUCUUCCAUGGAGCAAGGAAGCCAUUCGGGUAUUCACAGCAAACAGCAGCAGUUUCAGCGGACUGGGAGUACUGGUUUGAGUCGGAAGGACAGUCUUACAAAAGCACAAUUAUACGGAACCCUUCUGAACUAG
Messenger RNA from Apaloderma vittatum (bar-tailed trogon), 1857 nucleotides. It is a transcript of the gene BEGAIN, whose product is annotated as brain-enriched guanylate kinase-associated. The transcript is spliced from 9 exons. Gene Ontology annotation, cellular component: synapse. The coding region runs from base 1 to 1857 and encodes 618 amino acids. Lineage: Eukaryota; Metazoa; Chordata; Aves; Trogoniformes; Trogonidae. The record is from RefSeq and is a predicted model, not a curated record.